This is a messenger RNA of Nelumbo nucifera (sacred lotus), 378 nucleotides long. Its product is annotated as 17.8 kDa class I heat shock protein-like. Lineage: Eukaryota; Viridiplantae; Streptophyta; Magnoliopsida; Proteales; Nelumbonaceae. The record is from RefSeq and is a predicted model, not a curated record.
AUGUCGCUCAUUUCUAGCAUCUUCGGCGAACGACGAAGCAACAUCUUCGACCCAUUUUCUCUGGAUAUUUGGGACCCCUUCGAGGGCUUCCCUUUUAGCACAACCCUCAGCUCUGUGCCCAAUUCGGCUCGAAAAACCUUUGCCUUCGUUAGUGUCUGCAUCGAUUGGAAGGAAACCCCAGAAGCACACGUAUUCAAGGCUGAUCUUCCAGGGCUGAAGAAGGAAGAAGUGAAGGUGGAAGUAGAGGAGGGAAGGGUCCUGCAGAUUAGUGAAGAGAGGAGCAGGGAGCAUGAAGAAAAUGACAAAUGGCACCGGGUGGAGAGGAACAGCGGCAAGUUUUUGAGGCGAUUCAGAUUGCCGGAAAACACAAAGAUGUAA